UCCACAUCAGAAUCAGAAAAAUAUCAAGCUAAACUUGAUAAUUUGAUGCUUGACAACAUCAGAAACUUAAAUGAUAUUCUUGAUAGUAUAUUUCAAACAUGUAUUCAAAAGAUUGAUGAUAGUUUGUAUGAAUUGGAAUCUCCAAUGCAAACUGGCAAUCAAAAUUCAACCCCAGAAUAUACCUUAUCAAUGAUAGAGAAGGCAACAACUGAGACUUCGGAAUUCUCCUCUUCUCUUAAAAAAUUUUUACAAAGCAAUCGAACAAAAGAUCAUACUGAAGUGAUCAAAUCUGCUACAAAUUUCUCACAAGCAAUUUCCGAAGUGCUGGUAAAUGCCAAAGGUAUUAUACGUCUUGCAGAUGAAGAUGAUGAAAUAACAGAUGAAAUUAUGGGGGCUUCCAAAAUGGCUGCAAAUAUGUCUCAACAGUUCUUAUUGAAUGUGCAAUCGUUCAAGCUCGACAAUUUGUCAGAAUCACAACGAACUGAGUUGGUAUUGCAAAGUGAUAAGAAUGUUCAAAAUGCUCUGCAAAAGGUCUCUAAAGUAGUCGAAGGUAUGUUGAGGCAUAAUCUAGAUGUUACUAACAAGGCCGAUGGUGAAAUUGGCAAUUUAGUAGAACAGGAGAUGAUGAAUGCAGCUAAAGUUAUUGAGGCAGCCACUGCAAGAAUUCAAGCUUUGAUGUUACGACCACGAGAUACUGGGCUCUCUGCCACUGAACUAAACGUGCAUGAUGCAAUCCUAGAAUCUGCAUUGGCUGUCACUAAUGCUAUUGCAAAUUUAAUACGGUGUGCUACUGCUUCCCAACAGGAAAUUGUUGCACAAGGACGUGGCUCGA
Molecule: messenger RNA, 832 nt
Organism: Dentiscutata heterogama
Lineage: Eukaryota; Fungi; Glomeromycota; Glomeromycetes; Diversisporales; Gigasporaceae
Source: the annotation of a GenBank genome assembly